Molecule: messenger RNA, 501 nt
Organism: Aspergillus viridinutans
Lineage: Eukaryota; Fungi; Ascomycota; Eurotiomycetes; Eurotiales; Aspergillaceae
Product: glycoside hydrolase family 11 protein
Exons: 2
Coding region: 1-501 (166 amino acids)
Biological process (GO): xylan catabolic process
Molecular function (GO): hydrolase activity, hydrolyzing O-glycosyl compounds
Source: RefSeq, a predicted model, not a curated record
AUGGUCUCCUUCUCGUCUCUCGCUCUUGCUCUCUCCACCGUCGCUGGCGUGCUGGCUGCGCCCGGCUCGGAGAAAUACGUCGAGCUAGCCAAACGUCAAAUCACCGCCUCUCAGACAGGCACAAACAACGGCUACUACUACUCCUUCUGGACCGACGGCGGCGGUGAGGUGACCUACACCAACGGCAACGGCGGCCAAACGGUCACCUACAGCGGCACCUGGACGCCCAGCGGAAACAGCUACCUCUCCGUGUACGGUUGGACCACCAGCCCGCUGGUCGAAUACUACAUCCUGGAGAGCUACGGCUCCUAUAACCCCUCCACUGGAGCUACCCUUCUCGGCACCGUCGAGAGCGACGGCGGCACUUACAAUAUCUACAAGACGACCCGGGAGAAUGCGCCCUCGAUCCAGGACACGGCGACCUUCAACCAGUACUGGUCUGUUCAGACUUCGAACCAGGUGGGCGGGACUAUGACGACGAAGAACCACUUCGAUGCAUAG